AUGGAGCCCACGAGGCGCAGGGAGUCUGUUUGCAGGAACUUGUUUGGCCCGGUGGACCACAGCCAGCUGCGCCGGGACUUGAAGCUGAAGCUUAAGGAGAUCAUUGAGCAGGACAGGCGGCGCUGGAAUUUUAACUUCGAGUGUGAAACCCCGCUGCCUGGCCGGUUUCAGUGGGAGGAAGCCGCACGGCCGAAGGACGCUGCCCACCGUUCAGGUGGGGACAGGCCGAGCGACGGCGAAGACGGCGCAGGGACCGACCAGGAGAACUGCUCCAACAUCACCAACAAGCGCAAGAGUCCCACUGAAGAGAUGCUCCACAGGCUCUCCAAACCGGCAGCCAGUAUCAAAGACAAUGCACGGAUCACAGAUUAUUUCGCAAAGAGAAGGAGGACAACAACAACCAAGAGCAUCCCGAAUCAUUUUCACGUCGGUUCUAAUGAAGCAGCUCUGCGCAAGACUUUAAGAUGAACAUGCAGCUGAAAAUGACUAUUUGUUUUCAUGGACUUGAUCCCCACAACAAAUUAUUUUAUUUUAUUUUAUUGUAUGUUGGUGGAUUUUAUUUAUUCUUUUUUUUUUCUUUAGCAGUUUUUUUGGGGUUUUUUUUGAGAUUGCAUCUCUUAUUAGAAUAUUUAUUCUAUUUAUGGAUGUUAUGAAUGUUCUUCACUGGCAUUUAAAAAAAUCUGUUAUACACUCGUGCUGC
Haplochromis burtoni (Burton's mouthbrooder) is the source of this 700-nucleotide messenger RNA. It is a transcript of the gene cdkn1ca, whose product is annotated as cyclin-dependent kinase inhibitor 1Ca. The record is from RefSeq and is a predicted model, not a curated record. Gene Ontology annotation, biological process: regulation of cell cycle. Lineage: Eukaryota; Metazoa; Chordata; Actinopteri; Cichliformes; Cichlidae. The coding region runs from base 1 to 468 and encodes 155 amino acids. Gene Ontology annotation, cellular component: nucleus. The transcript is spliced from 2 exons. Gene Ontology annotation, molecular function: cyclin-dependent protein serine/threonine kinase inhibitor activity.